Messenger RNA from Saccostrea cuccullata (small rock oyster), 1294 nucleotides. Its product is annotated as tubulin gamma-1 chain-like. Gene Ontology annotation, cellular component: gamma-tubulin complex; nucleus; spindle. The transcript has 11 exons. Gene Ontology annotation, molecular function: GTP binding; structural constituent of cytoskeleton. NCBI's taxonomy places the organism in Eukaryota, Metazoa, Mollusca, Bivalvia, Ostreida, Ostreidae. The record is from RefSeq and is a predicted model, not a curated record. The annotation marks the transcript as partial. Gene Ontology annotation, biological process: mitotic cell cycle; microtubule nucleation; cytoplasmic microtubule organization.
GUAAACAGUACCCGCCAAGAAUACAAGUUUAUACGGGAAAAAUAGUACACACUUAGUUGUUAUUUGCGGUGGGGAACUGUUCUAAGUAAACUUUAACAUGCCUCGAGAAAUUAUCACCCUACAGCUUGGACAAUGUGGAAAUCAAAUUGGAAUGGAAUUUUGGAAGCAGCUCUGUGCAGAACAUGGAAUUAGUCCUGAGGGUAUCUUAGAGGAUUUUGCUACGGAGGGAACAGAUAGAAAAGAUGUGUUCUUUUAUCAGGCUGAUGAUGAACAUUAUAUUCCGAGAGCAGUUCUGCUCGAUCUCGAGCCUCGUGUCAUCAACACAAUAAUGAACUCACCCUAUGCCAACCUGUACAACCCAGAGAAUAUCUACUUAUCUAAGCAUGGGGGUGGGGCAGGAAACAACUGGGCUUCUGGAUAUAGUCAGGCCGAGAAGUUGUACGAGGAAAUCUUUGACAUCAUAGACAGAGAGGCUGAUGGAAGUGAUAGCCUUGAGGGCUUUGUUCUGUGUCACUCUAUUGCUGGAGGUACAGGUUCUGGGAUGGGGUCCUACCUACUGGAAAGACUCAAUGACAGGUUCCCAAAGAAGUUAGUGCAGACGUACUCUGUGUUCCCUAACCUGGACGAAAUGUCGGACGUGGUGGUCCAACCCUACAACUCACUACUCACUCUGAAGAGGCUCACUCAGAAUGCUGACUGUGUGGUUGUAUUAGAUAACACAGCAUUAAACAGAAUAGCUGCUGACCGACUUCAUAUAGAGACUCCAAACUUCUCUCAGAUAAACCAGCUGGUAUCAACGGUCAUGUCCACCUCAACGACGACACUGCGUUACCCUGGUUACAUGAAUAACGAUUUGAUUGGUCUAAUUGCCUCAUUAAUCCCCACCCCUCGGCUCCACUAUCUGAUGACAGGGUACACACCCCUGGCUACAAACUCACAGGUACACAAAAGUUUACAGAGGAUCAGAGAGAGGAAGUUGGCCCAGUUUAUUCCCUGGGGACCAGCCAGUAUCCAGGUGGCGCUGUCUCGGAAAUCCCCAUACAUCCAAACGGCUCACAGGGUCAGCGGUCUAAUGUUGGCCAACCACACCAGUAUAUCUACGUUAUUUGAGCGUACACUACAACAGUAUGACAAGCUAAGAAAAAGAGAAGCCUUCAUGGAUCAGUUCAAAAAGGAAGCCAUAUUUAAGGACAACUUAGAUGAGUUUGAUAACUCAAGGGAGGUAAUUCAGCAGCUGGUGGAUGAAUAUCACGCAGCCACAAAGCCAGACUACCUCUCUUGGGGAACACAACAG